Molecule: messenger RNA, 1306 nt
Organism: Jatropha curcas
Lineage: Eukaryota; Viridiplantae; Streptophyta; Magnoliopsida; Malpighiales; Euphorbiaceae
Product: putative disease resistance protein At1g59620
Biological process (GO): defense response to other organism
Molecular function (GO): ADP binding
Source: RefSeq, a predicted model, not a curated record
CUUACAGAGAUCAGUUUGUCAAAUUUCUUGUUUUGCCUCAGUUGUUCUGAAAUUCACUUGCAAGUAUCAUUAUAUUUUCAAGGAGGAAAUAUUGUAUUUCACUUGUUUUGUCAGGUUUCAUUCAGAAACAUUGAAAUCUUAUGCUCGUGUUCUUGCGACCUUAGUUUUUUCAUUAGAAAACCAGAAGCCAAUUGCAAGUUUUCAAGGAGAAAAAAAAAAAAAAUAGAAGACAAACAAAAUCACACAUGAGAAUACACAUUUUUUUUUCUCCUAAACUCACUUCCAAAUUCCAAUUCCUUCAAGAAUUGCUUUAAUAAAUAAAGAAACAAGAAUUGCUUUAUUAAAGCAACACGGUGGAUUCUAAUUGCUUGAAGACUUUGAGAGAGUCUCCAUACUUAUUCUUUUCUUAUUUGAAAGAACUCCAACUUCACUCCUCUUCUUUCCACUUCUCUUUCCUGCAACCUCCUUUUCUUUCUCCAUGGCAAUACAAGCCGCCUUGUCCCUUUGGGGGAAAAUUUCGAAUCUUCUUAUUCAAGAGUCUGAUUCGUUGCUUGGAUUUGAUGAUCAGAUUCAAUGGAUCGAAGCCCAAUUGCGAGAAUAUGCUGAUGAUUCUGAAAGAUUGAUGUUCCCCCCGGAGAUAGUAAUGGAGGUUAUGUACGACGUUGAAGAUUUGAUUGAAGAGUUGGAAAUCAGAUCAUACCAAAGAAGGAACAGAGAAGCUUUCAUUCGCAACAGAGAAGCUUUCAUUCGCAAUAUUAUGGGCUUUGUUCAUCUUCCAAAACAUUUCUUUUAUGUUUUAGCUCUCAUCGACUUGACAGAUUCUUAUAGAUUCUACAAGAAAUUGGGAGCAAUCGAACAUAACUUUUCUGCCAUAUUCAGCAUGUUUUUCCAUUCUGGUUUUUGGCAUAAUACCUUUAGCCCAUAUGAUUUGGAAAUAGGCAUGACAAUUGUUUCGCCUGUAAUUUCUAAGUUUGAAGCCUUAGCUACUAAGAGACAGCUCAGGCCUGCAGUUAGAAAGCAAGCCAGGCGGUUAAGAGAUGAAUUCAAGUCCUUGAAGGUCUUUCUAAAAGAUCUUGAAUCUCGAGAAACACUGAGUGAAAGGGGAAUGUCAUGGACGGAAGAACUUUGCGAUGUUUGUCGCUCCACUGAGAAUGUCGUUGGGCUCUUCUUGACUAAAAAUGAGAAAGAACGAAGAUAUGAAGCCAUUCAUCAAAGAACAUGGCACAGGGACCGAUAUCCAAGCCAUCAAAGAACAUGGCACAGGGACCGAUAUUCCAAGCAUAACUCCUCCUACUGCUAUCCUUAA